CUGAUUCAAGCGUAAUAAGCUGGCUGACACCGACCACAAUCAGGGCGGACAUUUGACACACGAUAAUAAAAAAAAAAACACGUCGAUGGGGCGAAGAAGGAACGGUAGACAGCUCCUGGCUGUCGUGCUGAUGACACUGACUCUUGAUGCGGUGUUGGUUGCUGUAGCUGAUAUUCAGAUCCAAACGUUCAAAAGUGCCCUAGGACCCAUACAAAAUAUCCUGUACCUGAAUCUUUCGCGAGACGAUGGUGUCGUCGUCGUAAGCGUGCGAAACGCUCUCUACGCACUGUCACCGGACGACUUGUCAGUCAGGGCGGCUUACAAGACGGGCCCCGAAAACGACAGCUCGCUGUGCCCACCAUAUCCUCUCUCCUGCAUCCACAGCCGUAAUGUGACAGACAACAACAACCGGAUCCUGCUGCAAGUGGGCACCGAACCCCUCGUUCUCGCCUGUGGCUCUACGUCGCAGGGCAUGUGCUCGAUCCACGACCCUUUACGUGGGCUGAACGUGACGGCGUCCAUGGACAAGACGCUGACAGAGAACUACGUCGCUUCGAAGCGGAGCACAGUGGCCUUUUUCGGAAACAGAAACGACGGAAGGCACGUCCUUUUUUCCGCUACAGUUUCGGACGGACGCCCUCCAGAGUACCGUCUCUUCCCCAUGUCUUCAAGAGUGCUCGACUUGUCGGGCUCCUUCGCACUGCUGUCUCACGCAAGUGCGGCCUCCAAGUAUCAAGCAGUUCACUUGGUUUACGGCUUUAGUAACAACGGCUUCGCAUACUUCGUUGAGGUGAGGAGAGGGCGUUCGCAGUCCCAGCACCCAUUGGAAACGUGGCUGGUGCGAGUAUGCGAGCAUGGCGAGUCAUCCUUCCGCACGUACGUGGCGGUACCUAUCGCAUGCCGCGCGCAAAACGUCCUUCUGUCGGUGGCCACCAGCGCCCAUUUGGGGCCGCCGAUGUAUUCAAGAGGUGGUGGCGGCAGCAACACCAUUCGUAUUCUUGCAGCGACUUUCGCAAUGUCUUCCACUGUCACGAUGAGCUCAUUCAAAAUGAAUUUGCCGAUUUCGGCGGUCUGCUUUUUUGACAUGAACAGCGUCGAGGAUGCAUUCUUGUCGAGUGCGAGACUGCCACGCCCGUACCACGAGAAGGGCCUCACCAUACGACCUUCAUAUUACGUGAGUAUAGCUCUUGGCUGA
Molecule: messenger RNA, 1195 nt
Organism: Rhipicephalus sanguineus (brown dog tick)
Lineage: Eukaryota; Metazoa; Arthropoda; Arachnida; Ixodida; Ixodidae
Product: plexin-A4
Exons: 1
Coding region: 86-1195 (369 amino acids)
Biological process (GO): semaphorin-plexin signaling pathway involved in axon guidance; regulation of cell migration
Cellular component (GO): semaphorin receptor complex
Molecular function (GO): semaphorin receptor activity; protein binding
Source: RefSeq, a predicted model, not a curated record